AUGCGUAGUGGGUCAUGGCUCUGGGCCCUGUUAGGCGCCUCUUUUACAGAUGCUUUGUCUCUGGAGAAAAGAGAAAAGCCUGCUGUGUUCAAUGUGCCAUUGAGACACAAACAAGUCGCAAAGUCGGCUGCUAAGACCCAGUCAAAGAGGGAAAAUACAGUUCUUCUUCCAAUGGGCAAUGGCACACCACCGCAGAGCAUCGAUGUGGCAUUUCGGACGCUCGGCAAUGAAUGCUGGGUGCCCAAAACGACUUCGCGGGCUUGUGGUAUGCUUCGGGGCGAUAAAUAUUGCAGCGGCUCCGGUGGCUAUAACAAGAGCCUUUCUACGAGCGUGAAUGAUCUGCAUUCCAAUUUCACCCUGAGCGAGUCGAUUGAAUCAUUUUUAAGCAUCACCGGGGACUUUGUGACCGAUACUCUUGUCAUUGGAAACACAACCGUGAAGUCUAUGAAAAUCGGGAUUCUAAAUGUGGAUGCCACCCAUAACAUGCUCGGUCUGGGAUAUGGCGAAACGAACUCAUCUUUUGUCUCCCUUACUCAAGCAUUGGUUGAUGCUGGAAUCAUCAAAUCCCCGGCUUUUAGCAUGUAUAUGGAGAAUUCCCUACAUUCUGCAUCCUCGGGAGAUUUGCAGGAUAAGAAACCGGGCACUCUACUUUUUGGUGGUGUGAACAAAUCCAAAUACAACGGCACACUACACACACUUCCCAUCGUCAGCAACCCUACCGAUGAUAGAAAGACCUUCCGGGUCAACAUGACAAGCUUUUCCAUCAACAAGACAUCGGUGUUUCCCGAGGGGCUUCCGACACAAGCUCUACUUGACUCCUCGUUAUCUUAUACCUAUGUUCCAGAGUCCAUCGCACAGGAGCUGUCCUCUCAAUUGGGCACUGAGAUCCCAACGUUCGGCCCGACUCUUAUCCCGUGCAAUACAACUUCUAGUGAUACAACACUCACGUUCGGGUUUGGAGUUGCGAGUUUCAAGCUAGACAUCGGUCUAUUCAUCGAAACACAUAGCGUGCUCAAUGGCGAGGACAUCUGUUACCUGGGCAUUAGCACGAAAACCGAUACCAAGGAUGCGAACAGUGUUGUGCUUGGGGCAAAUUUCCUUCAACAGAUAUACACAGUCUAUGAUAUGGGAAAUGAUGAAGUCUCUUUGGCACAACGGGACUGGGACUCCAAUGAAGAUGAAAUUUUAGAAAUCACGACUGGCAAGAAUACAGUCACCGGGGCUACAUCGAAGCAAGAUGACGCAGAUGAUACAGACGCCAAAGAUGAUAGUGAGAAGAUGAAGUCCAUCGGCUUCCGCAUUGAUGAAAGUGUAAGCCUACAGCUCUCCCUUUACACCUUUGUGAUCUGGGCUCUCUUCUGUUUAUAA
Molecule: messenger RNA, 1368 nt
Organism: Penicillium coprophilum
Lineage: Eukaryota; Fungi; Ascomycota; Eurotiomycetes; Eurotiales; Aspergillaceae
Exons: 3
Coding region: 1-1368 (455 amino acids)
Biological process (GO): proteolysis
Molecular function (GO): aspartic-type endopeptidase activity
Source: RefSeq, a predicted model, not a curated record